This is a messenger RNA of Adineta ricciae, 996 nucleotides long. The record is from the annotation of a GenBank genome assembly. Lineage: Eukaryota; Metazoa; Rotifera; Eurotatoria; Adinetida; Adinetidae.
AUGCAAUCGACAUUAAUUCUCGUACUCGUUACGCUUGCUUUGAGCAGCACUUGCAUUCGUUCCAUGACGGUCAAUGGACAAUGGAAAGCAUGGAAAAAUCAGUUUCAGAAAAGUUACACAAAUGUUGAAGAACGCCUUCGCCGUAUGAUUUGGGAGAAAAACUUGGAAUUAGUAGAAGAACACAACCGCCGAGCUGACCUUGGUCUUCAUACUUAUCGACUUGGAAUGAAUCAGUUUGCAGAUUUAACUAAUGAAGAAUUCGUCAAAUUAUUGAAGAAGUUUCCUAGUAAACGUAUUCAAAAGACGAAGCGAGCGUUCACAGAAGAUUCUAAUCUUGAGAUACCGGACACUGUUGAUUGGCGUGAUAAACAUGCUGUCGUUCCCGUUAAAAACCAAGGUCAAUGCGGAUCAUCUUGGGCAUUUUCAGCAGUUGGUUCAAUUGAAGGCUUAUAUGCGAUUAAAACGGGCAAACUCGUUUCACUCUCUGAACAACAAUUAGUUGAUUGUUCGACUAAACAGGGAAAUUACGGGUGUAACGGUGGAUUGAUGACUCAAUCUUUUCAAUAUUUGGAAGAAGCCGGUGGAAUCCAGUCAGACGCCACUUAUCCAUACAAAGCGAUUGAACAGACAUGUACAUUUAACACAUCGGAUGUUGUGGUGAGAGUUUGUGGAUACGUUACCAUUCCAUCCGGAAAUGAAAGUGUUCUCCAACAAGCUGUAGCUUUGAUUGGGCCCGUUGCAACUGCUAUUGAUGCCAGUCACUCUUCAUUUCAAAUGUACCAAAGCGGAGUUUACGAUGAACCACAAUGUCAGGCUACUCAACCCGAUCAUGGAAUCUUUAUUAUUGGUUAUGGAAAUGAUUCAGGCAAGGACUAUUGGCUCUUAAAAAACAGUUGGGGUACUGGCUGGGGUGAAAAAGGUUUUGUCAGAGUGGUACGAAAUAAAAAUAAUCAAUGUGCUGUUGCUACAAUGGCUAGUUAUCCAAUGAUAUGUUAG